AUGUCUGCUGAAGAGUUUAAGAAACAAGGAAAUGCUGCUUUCGUAGCGAAAGACUUUGGUAAAGCCGCAGAUCUAUUUUCGCAGGCGAUUGAAGCAUCGGAAACACCCAACCAUGUCCUUUACUCCAACAGAUCGGCGUGUUACGCUUCGUUGAAGCGUUUUGGGGAUGCUUUGCAAGAUGCAGAAAAAUGUAUUGGAAUCAAUCCAAGUUGGUCAAAGGGCUACAACAGAGUUGGUGCGGCACAAUCGGGACUCGGGAACUUGGACGACGCGGAAAAAAACUACAAAAAAGCUUUGGAACUAGACUCCUCAAAUAAAGCAGCUCAAGAAGGUCUGGAACACGUGCAACGCACCCAACAGAGCAGACAACAACAGCCAGAUCUAGGGUUUGGUCAGCUCUUUAACGAUCCCAACAUGAUCGAAAAGCUCAAGCAAAACCCCAAGACUGCGGAACUCAUGAAGGACCCUCAACUCGUGGCCAAAGUUUUGCAGUUCAAGUCCAAUCCUCAGGCGAUGGGAACCGAGUUUUUGCAAGACCCACGCAUGAUGACAAUAAUGGCGGCUCUUUUGGGCAUAGACCUAAGCAUGGGCGGUGAAAACCCGGCUGGAGAGUCUGAAAAUCCCUCUAAAAAGGCUGAGGCCUCCAAGUCUACGGAAUCCGAGGUACCAGCAACCGAACCUACCAAGCCUAAAGCCCCUGAACCAGAAAGCCAGCCACCGGUUACUCAAGAGGACUCAAUGGAAGUUGACGAACCCGAAGUCGAUUCUAAGGCUGCAGCCGAUGCCGAAAAAGCUGAGGGUAACAAAUUUUACAAAGCUCGUCAAUUUGACGAAGCCAUUGAGAAAUACAAUAAGGCUUGGGAACUCCACAAAGAUAUUACCUACUUGAAUAACCGCAGUGCUGCGGAAUACGAAAAGGGUGACUAUGACCAGGCGAUCAAAACUUUGACAGAAGCCGUGGAGCAGGGAAGAGAAAUGAGAGCUGACUAUAAACUCAUCGCUAAGUCUUUCGCUCGUAUCGCAAACGCCUACGUAAAGCAGGACGAUCUACAAAAUGCGGUAGAAUAUUACCAAAAAUCUCUAACAGAGCACCGUACUCCAGACACCUUGACCAAAUUGAGAAACUGUGAAAAGGAACUCAAGAUUCGUGAAACUGAAGCUUACGUUGAUCCAGAAAAGGCUGAGGAAGCUCGUCUAGAGGGAAGAGAUUUUUUCACUAAAGCCGACUGGCCUAACGCAGUGAAAUCGUAUACCGAAAUGAUCAAGAGAGCUCCAGAAGACGCUCGUGGAUACUCUAAUAGGGCAGCAGCUUUAGCCAAGCUGAUGUCGUUUCCUGAUGCCAUCAAGGACUGCGACAUUGCGAUCCGCAAAGAUCCAAACUUCAUCAGGGCUUACAUCAGAAAGGCUUCUGCACAAAUCGCUACUAAAGAAUUUGUAGGUGCUAUGACGACACUCGAUAUCGCUCGUACAAAGGAUACUGAACUAAACAAGGGAUCUAGCGUAAGAGAAAUUGACCAGCUUUACGCCAAAGCUUCUCAACAAAGAUUCCAGCCCUCUGAUCCAAAUGAAACUUCAGAACAAGCCUAUGAAAGAGCUUUGAAGGAUCCAGAAGUCGCUUCGAUCAUGCAAGACCCAGUUAUGCAGAGUAUCUUAUCCCAAGCUCAACAGAAUCCUGCCGCAUUGCAGGAACAUAUGAAGAACCCAGACGUUUUCAGCAAGAUUCAAACCUUGAUCGCUGCUGGUAUUAUUCGUACGAGAUAG
This is a messenger RNA of Lachancea lanzarotensis, 1761 nucleotides long. RefSeq names its product LALA0S02e11078g1_1 (gene STI1). Lineage: Eukaryota; Fungi; Ascomycota; Saccharomycetes; Saccharomycetales; Saccharomycetaceae. The transcript has a single exon. Bases 1 to 1761 code for a protein of 586 amino acids. Gene Ontology annotation, molecular function: Hsp90 protein binding. The record is from RefSeq and is a predicted model, not a curated record.